AGUGGUGCGUGAGAAAGAAAUUGAGCUUUCUACUUUUUUGCAGGUUGCUGUUGAUCACCAGCCCACACACACACUCACACACACACACAUAUAUAUACACCGAUUUCACACACACAAUUUUCACCUAUAUUUAUAUAUUUGUAUAUAUUAUAUACAGAUGUAGCAAAAUAGGUGUGUAGGUAGAUAGAGAGAGAGAGAGAGAAUGGGGGAAUACCUGAAGAUAUGUGAGAGUGCGACAAUGAAGAGUGCUAGAGCGACGGAAGAAGAGGCGCGGUUGAUUUCCGGUAAGAAAAGGAAGUUUUACCCCGAGCAAGAGAAGGCGUACUGCGGCGGCGGAGGCGGCGGCGUGGAACCGUCGGAGAAUUCAGUGUCGCCGGCGGGUUCCAGGACUUCCGAUUUCUCUGAGCAUGAAGACUCGAGCGACGCCGGAAAGAAGAGUUUGAGAUCACCAGAUCUGGAGAAAGCUGAUUUGCAUUCCGAGGGUUUUGAAACGGAAAUUUCCACUUGUAACGAUGGCGUUUUCAGUAGAGAGGCGACUCCAACCAGCGAUUUUUACGGAGAUUCAGAGCAACUGUUAGCCUACUCAUCGUCACAGUCAAAGAACAAAUCAUCAACGCCUCCUCCUCGCCGGAAAAUUCCAACUCCUCUCGCGGCAAAUAUGCCGGCGGCGGCGGAGCUAGAAGAGUUCUUUGCGGCGGCAGAAAAGUACGAGCAGAAACGAUUCGCUGAAAAGUACAACUUUGAUAUUGUGAACGACGUUCCUUUGGAGGGGACGUAUCAGUGGGUUCGUUUACAGCCUUAAAUGAAUAUAUCUCCACUUGAAGCAAAAACGCAUCUUUCUUUUCUUUUCUUUUCUUUAUAUAUUCCCACUUUAAUUUAAUUUUUAGUUUCUUUUUUUUUUCUUAGGUGGGGCUAAGUUUAAAAUUAAAUUAUAUAUUAUAUUACCCUGUUGCAAUUUUAACAUUUUUCUCAUUAUAGCUAAUUAAUCUGCCUCUUAUGUGUAUAGCAAUUUCCUUAUAUAUUUUUAUGUAAAGAAGCUCCUAGAAUUCUCUAA
Molecule: messenger RNA, 1054 nt
Organism: Erythranthe guttata (spotted monkey flower)
Lineage: Eukaryota; Viridiplantae; Streptophyta; Magnoliopsida; Lamiales; Phrymaceae
Gene: ICK5
Product: Cyclin-dependent kinase inhibitor family protein
Biological process (GO): negative regulation of cyclin-dependent protein serine/threonine kinase activity
Cellular component (GO): nucleus
Molecular function (GO): cyclin-dependent protein serine/threonine kinase inhibitor activity
Source: RefSeq, a predicted model, not a curated record